Messenger RNA from Drosophila hydei, 1790 nucleotides. RefSeq names its product sorting nexin-20 (gene Snx21). Gene Ontology annotation, cellular component: early endosome membrane. The coding region runs from base 423 to 1400 and encodes 325 amino acids. NCBI's taxonomy places the organism in Eukaryota, Metazoa, Arthropoda, Insecta, Diptera, Drosophilidae. Gene Ontology annotation, biological process: protein transport. Gene Ontology annotation, molecular function: phosphatidylinositol phosphate binding. The record is from RefSeq and is a predicted model, not a curated record. The transcript has 4 exons.
AAUGUUUACAUACACUUUCCAAACUGCAGUUAGCUUUCUUAAUUACGCCUGCUUUAAGAUGCUCAAAUAUUAAGCAGUUACAAGACUUGUAGAAUAUAGAUUUUUUACGUCUCACAAUAAACUGAACAUUUUGCAUAUAUAAAAGGCGGAAAUUCGCACGCAUGCACUUAAAACAUUUUCCCUUAAAAGAGCAUUUCGUAGUCGAUAUAGUAAGCUGUCGUUAUUAAGACAAAGGCGCCCCACUUAUUCGUCUACUGGGCUCGUCAAUGUUUUGGUUUGGGUCCACGGGGAUUAGUCACUUGAACAUUUGCAAGCGUAAUACAAUCGUCACAGACACGAUAAAUAAAAUAAAUAAAUUGAUAUUAACGGCAAAUUCGUAUUAUACAGCUGCCAAUUAAUAUUUUCUUGUGGUCCCAUUUACAAUGCACGCUGUGAUGGCUAAACGUCUACUGCCGCACCAGCCGUCUACGGAUGGUCCACAUCCGGACGACGAGCCCGAUAGUCCAGCCAUUGAGGCGGCCGCUUUGGACAUACCCCCGCAGACUGUUGACCCGACGGGCCAGAAAGCGUUCUGGGAAAGCUAUAAUCCAGCUAAAAAGUUUCGUCCCACUGCUGAUGGCAACCCGGAACUACGUUUUGAAAUUCUGCUGGCCCACAUAAUGCCACGCGAGAUUGACGAUGUGAAAGUCAAGCGUUUCGUCGUUUACGAGCUAACUGUGCGCCAGGACUCCAGCACCAUGGAUGAGCAGCCUGCUAAGAUUGACCGCCGCUACACAGAUUUUCGUGAUCUUUACCAGUGCCUUAAGCGAGAGCUGCCCAACGAGCUGGCCAACAUGAACUUCCCCAGCAAAGUGCUCAUGGGCAACUUCUCAGCGGAACUGAUUGCCGAGCGCAGUGCUGCAUUUGAAACAUUUCUGACGCACAUAGCUAGUAAAACUAAGCUGCGAGAUUCGGAUGCAUUUCUACGUUUUUUGCAGCACGACGAACUGACCCGGGCGUGUCAGUAUCUGGAUGAGCGACGCAACGAGAUGGCCAUACCCAUACUCGAGAACUGUUUUCGUCUGUUGAACAAGAUCUUCAUGAAUCGGUCGCGGCCCGUGCUGCUAAUACUCUGUCGCUUGGUUGCUGCCUGCACCGCAUCACCGGUGCCCCAUCACUCAGCAGAGCGUUGGGCUCUACUGGCACUCAGUCGCUUCGACACGCUCUGUGACAUUGAUUUACUGCCGCUCUAUAUACCCCUGCUGCACACAUGUGCACACUUGUGGUGGCAACGGGGUCAGGAUCAGAAACCCAUAACGGAUCGCUUGACGGAAAUGUCCAAGCAGGGCAUUAAUACAGCUAAUAUCACCAGUCUUAUGCAGGCUAUUCACAAGCUGGAUCCCCGCACAGAAACCAUCUAAACGCACAAUGUAGAUAAUACUCAUAGACACACACCCUCGAGCCGUAGUGCUAAGCUAAAAGUGCAAUUAGUAACAAUUAUCGUGCAAUUAGUAUUAAUGUAUGUCAUAUUUCUAUUUACAUUGUAUCACGUCCCUUCCACAAUUUUUGAUAGUCACUAUUUUGUUUUGUGUUGCAUGUACGUUAUACUUCUAUGUCUAAUAUCUAAGUUCUGUUGCGUAGCUUCCCCUUUAACGUGAUUGUAACUGUAUCGAAUGCUAAAAGUAAACCCACUGAACACGAAUGAAAUUAUCUAAAAUUCACAUUCCUGUAAUAUCAAUCAAUCUAUUAUCGAAUUACUGAAUUGUAUUAAGAACGAAAUUAUCAAAUAUAUUAUAGGAAUUAUAGUCUGA